Molecule: messenger RNA, 2835 nt
Organism: Hyaloscypha bicolor E
Lineage: Eukaryota; Fungi; Ascomycota; Leotiomycetes; Helotiales; Hyaloscyphaceae
Product: protein kinase
Exons: 4
Coding region: 1-2835 (944 amino acids)
Biological process (GO): protein phosphorylation; microtubule cytoskeleton organization; intracellular signal transduction
Cellular component (GO): cytoplasm
Molecular function (GO): tau-protein kinase activity; protein serine/threonine kinase activity; ATP binding
Source: RefSeq, a predicted model, not a curated record
AUGGCCACGAGCGUUGCGAAUGGGGGCGGUCCUGCGCCGAUUGUUUCUGCACAGGAGUCAAGGCCGCAGGGGAAGUCUGGAAAGUCGCGAACGACUAUACCUGCCCCAAGCGGAACCUUUGUCCUGGGCAAAACGAUUGGAGCUGGAUCAAUGGGCAAAGUAAAAUUGGCACGGAAAGUAGAAGGUGGUGAACAGGUUGCAGUGAAGAUUGUCCCGCGAGGCUCAACAGACGACGGACACAAUCAAAGUCGAGCCGACCGAGAGCGAGCAGAUCAUUCAAAAGAGGUUCGUACGGCAAGAGAAGCGGCUAUCGUGACGCUUUUAGAUCACCCAUACAUUUGCGCCAUGCGGGAUGUUGUGCGGACUACCUAUCAUUGGUAUAUGCUUUUUGAAUACGUCAAUGGGGGGCAGAUGCUCGACUACAUAAUCUCACAUGGGCGGUUGAAGGAAAAGCAGGCUAGGAAGUUCAGCAGACAGAUCGCAAGCGCUUUGGACUAUUGCCAUCGAAACAGCAUAGUCCAUCGAGAUCUGAAGAUCGAGAACAUCUUGAUCAGCAAAACAGGAGAUAUCAAGAUCAUCGAUUUUGGUUUGAGCAAUCUUUUCGCUCCGCGGGGACAUUUGAAGACUUUCUGUGGAAGCUUGUAUUUUGCGGCACCGGAGUUAUUACAGGCAAAAGCAUACACUGGUCCGGAAGUUGAUGUCUGGAGUUUUGGAAUUGUGCUCUAUGUUUUAGUUUGCGGCAAAGUUCCUUUCGAUGACCAGAGUAUGCCAGCAUUGCAUGCAAAAAUCAAGAAAGGGAUUGUGGACUAUCCGAACUGGCUUUCACCGGAAUGCAGGAAUCUCAUCUCGAGGAUGCUUGUGACGGACCCGAGGCAGCGCGCCAGUUUGCAGGAGAUAAUGAACCAUCCUUGGAUGGUUAAAGGAUUCAAUGCACCACCAGAAAACUACCUGCCAGCUCGCGAACCCCUCCAACUACCUCUCGACUCAAGCGUUGUCCAAGCAAUGACUGGCUUCGAUUUCGGAUCACCAGAGACGAUAUCAGCACAAUUGACAGAGGUUCUCGAGUCGGUGGAAUAUCAAAGGGCAGUGCGAUUAGCUACACAUGAGCGCGAGGUUCAGCCACCUCCAAAAGACGCAGAAAAAAAGAGAGGAUUUGGAUUUGACUUCUAUAAAAGGAGAAGUUCUACAACCAGCAGGGACACUCUUUCAGCUCCAAGCUCGGAAGCUUUGGCAUUGGGAAGCGAUCCGGUCAACGCAUUCCACCCACUCAUAUCAGUUUAUUAUCUUGUCAGAGAGAAGCAGGACCGCGAUCGGCUAAUAGCCAACCCAGGGGCAACUAGCAUACCCCGAUCACCUGGCGAGGCUCCUCUACAAAUGGCUGCCGAAAUCCCUCCUCCAAAACCUGCACACACAAACGCUGCAGCAUACGAGAUGGUGGGUGAAAAACCAACUGGGGGGAGAUCAAGACCGCGUGCUCGCACACAUGGAGAGGACGAAGUUGUGGAGACAUUGAAGAAUACCAAGAUUGCAAGUGGUCCAACAUCGCCUGCCAUUAUCGAACCUCCUCCAGAGACGCCGCGUAAGGAGAGUAUGGGUGCUGGCAUAUUACGCCGAUUGAGCACACGGAGAAGGAAAGAGCCAACCGAGAAGUCAAUGGAUAGAUCCCACCCUCCACUAGUCCAUGUGCAAUCACCACAUGAGCCUCAUACUCUUCGCAAAAGCUUCAGCGUACGGCGGACUAGGGAAAGGACUACAGAUGGCCCUCCAAGUUCCAUACUUCGUUCCGGAAGCAGUCAACCUCACCACAGCGAUCUAUUAACACCGCCCAGAACGGCCGAUAGUCCACGAAGCGCGAAGGGAUUGGGAAGAUCGACAAGCGUCAACUCAGCAGAGUUUCGCAGAAAGGAGAACCGACGAGGUGCCUCAGAGGCCCCUCCACCACGAGUCACCUACAAAGAACCACCGCCUACGAGUGGUUCUGACCAUUCUACUGUAAAUGAGAAGGCCCCUCGAGAUGACGAUCAGCAGAAGACUCACUUGAAUCCGAAAUCUGCAACCAUGAGAGCGAAGUCGCUUGGUCAUGCACGAAGAGAUAGCAUCCAAGCAAGACGUGCACGGAGAGAAGAAGCUCGGGAGGCCAACGUCCCAGAAGAAACAGAUGUCGAGGUUGGUGAUGCAAGCGGAUUAUCAACAGAGCGUGUAGACAACGCAGAAAACGCAAAACCCGUGUUCCUGAAAGGCCUCUUUAGCGUAUCAACAACAUCAACAAAGCCAGUCAGUGUAAUCCGGGCAGACAUAGUUCGAGUCCUAAAACAACUGGGCGUUGAAUACCGCGAGAUUCGAGGCGGCUUCUCAUGCAGACACUCGCCGUCCAUCGACCUGAAGAAAGUCAUCGAUCCCCCGCCCAGCAGCCACGGAAACCAGACCCCAGGCCACCGACGGCGAAUCAGCUUCGGCGGUUUCAUGGGUGGCGGGAACAGCAACAGCCUCGACCGAGAGCGGGAAGACUUCCGCGAAGCCGAAAAGUCGCCCCAGACACCAAGAACACCCGGCAGGAAUCAGAAUCGCGGCGGCGCAGACAACAGCCUCACAAAUUCCGAUGCCUCGGACGAGAGCGUCAACGGCCACCACAGAGGCUCAUCUGCGAGAGCGGUGGGUGAGACGAGCACCCAUGUUCAGAGCGAACUUGGCGGCAGCAUGAUCUUGGAGUUCGAGAUCUUCAUUGUGAAGGUUCCGUUACUGAGCUUGCAUGGAAUCCAGUUCAAGAGGUUGGCAGGCAACACCUGGCAGUAUAAGAGUAUGGCGGAUCAGAUCUUGAGGGAGUUGAGGCUUUGA